Yarrowia lipolytica CLIB122 is the source of this 1917-nucleotide messenger RNA. RefSeq lists its product as uncharacterized. Gene Ontology annotation, molecular function: siderophore-iron transmembrane transporter activity. NCBI's taxonomy places the organism in Eukaryota, Fungi, Ascomycota, Dipodascomycetes, Dipodascales. The record is from RefSeq and is a predicted model, not a curated record. Gene Ontology annotation, cellular component: plasma membrane. Gene Ontology annotation, biological process: transmembrane transport.
AUGAAUCUCGAGGAACUGGACAAAAAGGCCAAGUACGUCUUUGACACCAAGGACCGAGUCGCCGAGAAGUUCUUUGAGUCUUUGCCCCCCAAGACCCGGGGGCUCAUGAAGUUCCUCUUCUCUCCCGACCAUGACUAUGACUCUGCCAUUGAGCACUUUGAUGACACCUCUUCCACCGACGAUAUCCAGCUGACCCACGCUGAGAUUGUCCGACGGGUGUGGAGUAAGAAGCAGCUCAUUUUCGGCUGGAUCUGCAUGCUGAUCAUGUCGCUGGUCUCCACCAUUCAGGCCUCUGCCUUCCCCUCCUACAUUGUCUACGCCUCUUCCGAGUUUUCCCAGAUGGGAGCUCUGGCCUCGGUCCAGAUUGUCCAGGCCUGUAUUUUCCUCGUCUCGCGAGCCCUGAGUGGAAAGCUGGCUGACAAUUUCGGCCGAUUCGAGGCCAUGAUCAUCUCCGUCAUCUGUCUAACCAUCGGAAACGGUCUGUACAUGGGCUCCCAUAAUAUUGUCACCUACUUUGCUGCCUUGGCCUUCUACUCCAUCGGAGACAUUGGAACCCAGAUGCUGUACGAGAUUUUCGCCGCCGACACUUGUGAUCUCAAGGACCGAACUUUCUUCCAAACCAUCACUCUGUUUGCCAACCUCUUCACUCCCUGGGUCGCUGGUCCCCUGGUUGCCUCCGUGCUCAAGACCUCCACCUGGCAGUGGGGCAUGGGAAUGUGGGCCAUCAUCACCCCCUGCUGUGCCAUUCCUUUCCUGUCCACCCUGCUGUACUUCCGAAUCAAGGCUUACCGAAUGGGUCUGCGAAUCCGACGAGGUGACCCCAACAGAACAUGGUUCCAGAACACCAUCACCGGCAUCAUCCGAAUGGAUCUUCCCGGUCUGGUUUUCCUCUGUGCCGGUCUGAUUCUUUUCUUUGUGCCCAUCUCCUUCUGUGUUGGAACUGACGACUGGAAGAUGCCCCAGAACAUCGCCAUGAUCACCUGUGGUACCUUCUUCCUCUACGUUGCCUUCCCUCUGUGGGAGUUCUUCGGCACUAAGCACCCCUUCCUCAAGUUUUCGCUCAUGAAGAAGCGUCUGGUCACCGUUCCCGGCCUCAUCAUUCUCCUCUACUACAUGGCCUACGCCACCUACCAUCCCUACUUCCAGGUCUGGCUUCUGUUGGCCAAGGGGCUUCCUCAGGCCCGAGCAACCAACCUGAACAUGGCCAUGUUCGUUGCCCUCACCGGUACCACUCUGGUCUUCUCGCCUCUCAUGCGAUGGAGAGCUAAGCUCAAGUCCGUCAUCGUUUGGGGUACCAUCCUGUACUUCAUCGGCAUGGGACUGACCUACGAGUUCCGAAAGCCCGAAAAGCCCCUCAACACCAUGAUUCUGGCCCAGAUUUUCGAGGGAGUGGGAGCUGGUCUGCUCGUCAUCCCCAUCAUGGUCUACAUCCAGGUGGUCUGCAAACAGUCUGACACUGCCGCCGCCAUCACCAUCUAUUACUUCUUCAACUCAUGUGGAACCAUUCUCGGUAACGUCAUCUCUGCUGCCGUUUACCGAAACCACUUCCCCAACGUGCUGCGAAAGACUGGCCUUUUCGCCGAGCCCGAGGUCAAGGCCAUUUUCGGCUCCAUCUACGUCGGCCUCUCGUACAAGGUCGGAACCCCUCAGCGAGCUGCCAUUGGCGCUACUCUCAACUCCGUCAUCCGAUCGCUGCUUAUCGGUCCGCUCAUUUUCUGUGCUAUCAUGUUCUGUCUGGCCAUCACCAACGCCGACAUCAACCUCAACACGGCCCAGCGAAUGAAGGAGGAGUCAGAGCACGUCAAGGGCGACGACAGCCAGUCUUCCGAUCAGGGAGUGGUUAUCGAGACCGCCUAUGAAGAGAAGUCCCCUAUCUACGACGAGAAGAAGGUGACUGAGGUCGUCAACAAGGCCUAA